Messenger RNA from Ornithorhynchus anatinus (platypus), 811 nucleotides. It is a transcript of the gene SMIM38, whose product is annotated as small integral membrane protein 38. The coding region runs from base 544 to 675 and encodes 43 amino acids. Lineage: Eukaryota; Metazoa; Chordata; Mammalia; Monotremata; Ornithorhynchidae. The record is from RefSeq and is a predicted model, not a curated record. The transcript has a single exon.
UUCCUGCAAAGACCAUUCUUAAGAGCCCGUUGGACAGCGCGGGGCUCUUGAAGUGAUAGCUAAUUGGUGAAAGAAAGGCCUCAAUUGUCUUGGUGGAGUUGGAAAGUGCUGCAUGGGCGGCUGAAAGGGAACAGGGAGAAGGUGCCUGGUUUCGCUGAGCAGCUGCUGCCGGAGAUGUUUGGAGAUUACGUCAGCAUUGGAGAAAAGGGGCAAAAAAAAAAAAUAAGAGCCCAACUUCACAGAGACGGAGUUUAUGGAGGUUUUUUUCCCCCCCUCAAAGGUCUCUGACAAUACUGUCAUUGUCGAUAUAAAGAGUUGUUAAUUCUUUAUGAAUAGCACAUGGGGCCUCUUGACUAAAAAGUACGUUACAUGUCCCAAAUCUGUCAGCUGGAGUCUUCUCUCUCACAUGCUAGUGAGAUCACUUUGAUUGGAAUGCAAGAAGAAUUGCUAGUCUGGGGAGGCAGCUCUGAGCACUGCAUUAUAUAAUUAGAUCUCCCAGUGUAUCUUUUCUUUUUCACAUUACCUCAUUAUUUGAGUUUAAAUAUGGAAUCGGACGCUUUGAUGAUUUUAAUGGUCAUAAUUAUAUUAUCACGACUCAUUUUAUGGUCCUGCCUCAGGACUUACGUCUAUUACAGGCUGUCCCGGAAACAACCUAGCAAACAGAAACAGGACUAAAAGUCUUGACAGAGUCAGAGAUGGAGAAUCCUGACAAGAAUAGUGUUGCCAGAUUUUGGUGUGGAGACUACAGGGCACCAGCUACAGCCUGGUUUCACCCACCCUCUGUGAAGAGGAGGGAGUUGUGUCACUCAAA